Molecule: messenger RNA, 711 nt
Organism: Cuscuta epithymum
Lineage: Eukaryota; Viridiplantae; Streptophyta; Magnoliopsida; Solanales; Convolvulaceae
Source: the annotation of a GenBank genome assembly
AUUAAAUGGUCUACCACCAUCAGCCGGCAGUACAGUGAGACCGACAGAGAGAGAGGGGGACCAAUGGCGUCGGCGAUGAUGAGAUCCAGCUUACGCUCCGCUCUUCGUGGCGGUUCCGGCCGUGGAGCUCCAGCUUCCAAGCGCAAUUUUUCUUCAUCUGCGCAUCACGAUGAGGCUCAGGAAGCAGCCAAAUGGGAGAAAAUCACUUAUGGGGGAAUCGUUGCUUGCACUAUCCUCGCUGGUGUUAUUCUUUCUAAGGGUCACCCCCACCAUGAUGAGCCUCCUGCAUAUCCGUACAUGCAUAUCCGAAACAAGGAGUUUCCAUGGGGUCCAGAUGGCCUUUUCGAGACUAAGCACCAUUGAUAAUUCACUACCAUCCUUGUCUGCAUUAGUGGUUGGUUAACAUGUCUUUUGUUAGACGGUUCAAGGCUUCAAACCCGUUCUCAAGAUGCUGUCUUGUAUUGUAUCCAGUACUUGGUUUCUUAUAAUCUCCAUAUAUUGGAAACAAUAAUAUGUAUGUGAUAGCUUGAAUUUACUCAUUCCUUCCAGUUCUUAUGUUUAUUUAAAAUAAAGACAUGCAAUACAUUUAUUGAAGUGACUAUACACCAAGGCUACUUAUGGAUUGCCUUCCCAUUCCUAUCAAUCUCUCAGUUGCGGAACAAAGUUCUAUAUUUAAAGUGUACGCAUGGGAAAAGUGUUAAAUUAUCCAAG